Acanthochromis polyacanthus (spiny chromis) is the source of this 982-nucleotide messenger RNA. Its product is annotated as insulin-like. The record is from RefSeq and is a predicted model, not a curated record. Gene Ontology annotation, molecular function: hormone activity. Gene Ontology annotation, cellular component: extracellular region. The transcript is spliced from 4 exons. Bases 419 to 766 code for a protein of 115 amino acids. Lineage: Eukaryota; Metazoa; Chordata; Actinopteri; Pomacentridae.
CGUCACUGGGUGUUGUAUGAGUUACCGGAAAACACCACAUCGCGCGCUACUUUGGCUUCCUGAGAUGAGUCAUGACCUAAAGGGAUUUAUCCUACAGGCUGGAUGGAACACAGAAGCUAUAAUCUAUGUACAUAUCUUAGCAUCCGUGUCCUUCCUCUGUUGCUUCCAUUUCAUCAUUAGAGUAUGUACUGUACAAUUUCCAUCAAAAUGAGGCUCAGUCAUGAGUGCUGAACGAGGUCUGCGUUGCCACUUGUGUUUGACAUGCACAACAGCGGGCGUGUCCAGGUGCUGGUGGGAGUAUUAAUGGAGAAGGGGCCCUCAGUUCAGCGUCACACCAGCUGGUUCGUAGAAGCCCCAAUACUGAUCCUCUACACUUCAUCCAUCUCCAACUCUUCCAACUUUGUAGCUGUUCUCCAUUAUGGCAGCGCUGUGGCUACACACUGCCGCCCUGUUGGUCUUACUGGUCACAUCGUGCCCAGGCUCCCAGGCCAUUUCCACACAGCACCUGUGUGGCGCUCACUUGGUCGAUGCCCUUUACUUGGUCUGUUGGGAAAAUGGUUUUUCCUACAACCCUGGGAGCAACAACGGCCGGACGCUGCGAUUCCUUCCACCAAAAGCAGGCAGAGCAGCAUCAGCGGGGGACGAGAACGAAGCCCCGGAGUUUGCCUUUAACGACGCGAUGGAGAUGUUGGUGAAGCCGAACAUUGUGGAGCAGUGCUGUGCCCGGCCCUGCAGCAUCUAUGACCUGUCCGCCUACUGCAACUGAUAAAAAGUCAACUCAGACGCCAGCACUUAGCCCUGCCAUUAUUUACCUAGCCUUGCUUAGCGUGGCUUAGCUUCUCAGCUAACUGAACGUGCAACCUCUCCCUCGACUCCAACAAUAAGCCUGAGAUCUGCUGUGUUGUGACUUCUCUGUAUGCAAGCUGUUUUCAAGUGAUCGGAUGAUAAAUUAUGUUUCCUAGAAAAUAAAGUUCUCUAAGUU